Molecule: messenger RNA, 1176 nt
Organism: Oryzias melastigma (Indian medaka)
Lineage: Eukaryota; Metazoa; Chordata; Actinopteri; Beloniformes; Adrianichthyidae
Gene: neto1
Product: neuropilin (NRP) and tolloid (TLL)-like 1
Exons: 3
Coding region: 681-911 (76 amino acids)
Source: RefSeq, a predicted model, not a curated record
AAGCUUCCAAUUUAAAUCAAAUAAAUCAUGAAUGUCUUAAACAUACCAGAGGAUACAGCGUCUCUUCUUUUUACCCCUAAAUCAAGCUCGAUGAUGCUCACAGGGAAACUCUGCCUUUUUUAUGCCUGAUCUAGGAUGAUUGUUCAUUUUUUCUUCUUGAUGCUUUGUCUAAAGCUAAUCAUACUAUUCGUUAAUGAGUGGGACUUCCCCGUUUGGCUCAAAUGUUCAGUAAGAAAUGAAGAGCAGAAGUGCAAUCAGCUUUUCCCUCAUCUACUGUACCGCCAACUGAGCUCAACCCUAAAACCGCCAGCAGCUGCAGGAGGAUCAUCCGUUCAUUUGAGAGGAGGAGGCUCAGACAAACGCACAUCUUUGAGAGCGCCGUGCGUUUGUCUGUCCAGAAAAAAAUAGAUCUAUUAGAGACAAACUGUUUUGUAUCUAGAAAAAGUUCAUCAGCUCAUUUUUGCAGCAUGUCUAGCCUGUCUCGUUUUUUAUCACUCAGAUUAGGAUGGAAAGGUGAAAGUUGAGUUGUGUAAAUCCGUAGUUUUAGCACGCAACUAAUCCAAACCACCGACUGGAACGGGAAGGAUGGAACGGAUGUGAGGGAUGUGAGGGAUGUGAGGGGGCGCGCCUGCUGGGAGAGUUCAGAGUCAGAACUCAAGAACCAGAAUCCACCUGGAAGGAUGCAUGCAGCCUGGAUAUUCCUCCUGUUGGUUGAGGAGGGAUUUUCUUUUGCACAAAAGAUCAAAGAUGGAGGAUCAAAGGGGGAGAAGUUGAUUGAUCAACCACAGAAUCCUCGCCACUGUGGAACCUGGGUUCGAAAAGCAGAUGGUGGCAACUUCAACUCCCCAAACUACCCAAAUACCUACCCUCCAAACAAGGAGUGCCUUUAUGUACUAGAAGGUAACCUAUAACACACACACGGCUCUUUCACUCCCUUAGGGGAAAAUCACUCUUUUCUUUUCUUUUUGGCACAUAGAUUUGAACAAAAAAAAAUGGGUAUUUUUAAUGUUUAUAAGUUGUAUUUAUUAAGAUGCGUGACAGUAUCUUUUAAAAUAAUCUUUUAAAGGCAGAAAUGCAUUUUCUUUUCCCCAGAUUUUCAAGGUUGCAUGUGUGUUUUCUCCUUUCUAAAAGUGUGUUUGGAUUACAAAUGUUUAUCUGUAAGUAAACGUAUAGAGC